This is a messenger RNA of Toxorhynchites rutilus septentrionalis, 2182 nucleotides long. Its product is annotated as ATP-binding cassette sub-family G member 5. Bases 277 to 2085 code for a protein of 602 amino acids. The record is from RefSeq and is a predicted model, not a curated record. NCBI's taxonomy places the organism in Eukaryota, Metazoa, Arthropoda, Insecta, Diptera, Culicidae. Gene Ontology annotation, molecular function: ATP hydrolysis activity; ATP binding; ABC-type transporter activity. Gene Ontology annotation, cellular component: plasma membrane. The transcript is spliced from 6 exons.
GAGAGAACCCAAGAGCUGAAGACUCGAUCGCCGCGGACCGCUUCGUGGCCAAUUCAGUCGCAAGUGGACCGCGUAGUGUGUCAGUGGUGCUGUCGAGUGGUGUUGAGUGUUGCGCUUUUUUGAAUAGGAUAAUUCUCUCCGCUCGCUUACUAUAGAAGUUGAUCGUGUUGCGAGAGGAGGAGAAGAGAAGAGUAUUUUUUUUCCGUGGAAAAGAAAGAGUGGAAGAGAGCAAGAAUAGCAGGGCCCGCGAGGUGGGCACGAAAGAAAAACAACAAAAUGAUCGGCAGUGACUACGUGUUGGAGGCGCAUAAUAUUUAUCAUACCACCGAGGUCGACACCGGUGGCUGCUUCAAUGGUGGCGGUCAGUCAGCCCUUGUUCUCAAGGGGGUCCAUCUGACCGUGCACAGUGGCGAAGUGAUGGCCAUCCUGGGCUCCAAGGGCAGCGGGAAACGUGCCCUGUUGGACGUGAUUGCACGUCGUUCCGAGGGAUCCUCGCGGGGUCAGGUACUGCUGAAUGGGUCCCCUCUGACGAAGUCGCUGUUCCAGCAGCGCUGCGGUUACGUUACCCAUGGUUGCGAUUUCAUCCCUGGGCUCACCGUGUCCCAAACGCUGAACUACACGCCCACCAUCCUGGGUGGCUACCUGAAAAGUUCCAAGGUGCGCCAGGUGCUGGCCGAUUUGGCGCUAUCCCAGGUGUCCCACAAAAAGGUGGAAAAUUUGAACAUCAGUGAGAAACGCAGACUGGCCAUCGGUGUCCAACUGGUGCGGGAUCCGGUGAUGCUGUUGCUGGACGAACCAACGCAGGGUCUAGAUCCGCUGAGCGCGUACCUAUUGAUCAGCAUACUUUCCAAUUCGGCCAAAAAGACAGGCUGCGGCAUUCUUUUGUCCAUGGAAAAGCCACGCUCGGACGUGUUCCCGUUUCUGGACAGAGCUCUUUUUCUCUGUUUGGGAGGAGCCGUUUACUCGGGUGGUACCCGAGCAAUGCUGGAGUACUUCCAUGGAAUUGGGUUUCCCUGUCCGCAGCUGGAGAAUCCUCUGAUGUAUUAUCUCUGCUUGUCGACAGUUGAUAGGAGAUCGCGCGAUCGCUUCCUCGAGUCCAGUCAGCAGAUCGAAGCGCUGGUGGAACGUUUCGCACGCGAGUCGCCCAUCCCGGAGGCACCUAUCAAUCCCAUCGGAAGCGGCAAGAUCCCGUUGGCAUACGGCAAACCGGGCGAGUUGAAGGUAUGGGGCAUCUUGUAUCUGCGAUUACUCGCCGCCACAUUCUCGUGUGGUAAGGCUGGAAUGAAGGCACUAUUUUUACGGUUGCUGGCGUUGCCAGCUGCCAUGGGUUUGAUGUGGCUGUUUUACAACCAGGCGGGCGAUGACUCGCAAGGAUUCUUCAGCAAGAGUGGAAUGAUUUUGGCUGUGCUGGGUCUUAGCUAUGGUGUUGGUAUUUGGACAACGAUUUCGUUAUUCCCUUCGUGGCGUAAACGCUUCUGCCAAGAAUACUCGGAGGGAUUGUACACCGGUGCAACUUUACUGAUCGCCUACAAUGCUGUGUCGAUGCCAUUCUCGUUUAUAUCGGCCGCCUUGGCUUCAUGUGUUUUCUAUCCGCUCGUACUGAAUCCAAUCGCUCCAAACGGACUAACGUUCAUGUAUAUCCUGAUCGCUCUAUGGAGCAGUUACAUGCUUGCGGAACAGCUCAGUAUCGCCUUUCUACUCAUUAUAAGAUCCCAAAUCAAUGCAUCGAUUGCCGUUUCCUACAUUUUGAUCAUCUGUCUGUCACUGGCUAGCGGAACCGUACGGUCCCACAAGGGUCUCUCACCAUGGCUGCAAGAGAACGCAAAGGGUGUCCACACGAAGUACGCUAGCUCGUUGCUACACACCGCAAUAUUUUACGGUCGUGAAAUGGUCUGCAAUCCGAUCGGUGGAGUAGUUUGUCCUCAGCCGGCCGAAUUUCUACUGGAACGGAUCGGGAAGGCGCAUCCCCUGGAGACGACUGAUAUUGCGGCCAGUCUUGCGUUCGCUUUCGGACUUUGUGCGUUCAAUAUGUUUCUCUAUCUGCUUCCAAUGCCGCGAUGCGUUCGUAGGAAGUUCAGGGACUAGGACGAUAACGCAGUAUUUUGUCUACGAAUUUUAAACUAUAUUUAGCCUCGAAUAGGUUUAGUUCUGCUCCAUAUUUUUUAGAAAAUAUUUAAUCCGA